AUGGAGAGGGCUGGGAGCUUGGAUCCAAAGGCGGAGGAGUUUUAUCCUUCGUUUAGCUUUGCUCUUGCAGCCCAGCCGAUGGUGGCGCCCCAAUUUUACAUCCAGUACCAGCAGCCGGCGGCACCGCCGGCGACGGCGGCGGUGCCGGGGCAGUAUGUGAUGACAGGGCAGAUGGUGGAGGAGGAGGAGGAGGAGGAGGAAGGGAGGAGAGGAGUGGAGGUGAGUUUUGUGCCGAGAGGAGUGUCGGUGGAGAUGGUGAGAGUGGCGAUGGAGGAGUUUGGAGGAGUUAGGGCGGUGGAGAUGGGAGGGGUUGGGGAGGAGGGGAAGGUUACAGUGCAUUUCUAUGAUUUGAGAAGUGCGCAAGCGGCGGUGGUUGAGAUCCGAGAACAGCAUGUCCGGCAGCAGUUGCGGUUAGGGCAGCAGUAUGGUGUGGUACCUGGAGGAUGGGGUGGUGCUGCUGCUGCUGUUGCUGCGGAGCAAGCUGGGGUUGUUUAUUGGAUGUAUGGUAGUGGUGGUGGUGGUGGUGGUAUGAGUGGUGGUCGGGGGUUGAUCGGAGGGCAAGCAGUGUGGGCGAACUUCACUGAUAAAGAGUUGGAUGGACCGAACCAAGGGUCGCUUUGCAUCCUUAAUGCCGGUGGGCAGGGUUUAUCUUUGGAUGCUAUCAGACAAGUGUUUGAAUCUUUUGGUGGAGUGAAGGAAAUGAGAGAAGUGGCGCAUGGGCAGCAACAGAAGAAGGUAGUGGUAGUGGUGGAGUUCUUUGAUACUAGAGAUGCUGCCCGAGCAUUGUCUGAACUUAGAGGCAAGCAAGUGCUUGGAAUGCAGUUGAUGAUUGAAUUCAAUAAGCCAAAGAGUAGUGGUCAACAGAAGAGAAGGUCAGGAGUGCAGCAGAACCUGCCAUUGCCCCCAAGACUAAUGGGCAAAACAAGCAACACAAACACUGGGCAGUCACAGAGAUGGAGUCAGAUCAAAGGAGGAAGAGGAGGUGUUACUGAUGGUGGUGAAAGCAUGAGGUUGAUCAAAAGGACAAGUAUUACUACAAAUAGUAAUAGUGGAGGUAUAAGAAGAGGCAAGAACAACAACAAUAACUCAUCAUCAUCAUCAUCAUCUUCAUCCUCAUCUUCAUUCAAGCAGCAACAACGUUGGAAGAACCAUUACCAUGGGAUUAUUAAGAUUGAAGAGUCUAUGUUUCUCUUCAAGGAGGAUGUUGACACUAAGGAAUCAUCCUCAUCCUCCUCAUCAUCAUCUCCUUCAUGUAAAGAUUCCAGAACCACUGUUAUGAUUAAGAACAUCCCCAACAAGUACAGUCAGAAGCUGUUGCUGAACAUGCUGGACAGCCACUGCAUACACUGCAACGAGCAGAGUGGAAGUGGAGGAGGAGAAGAGCCGAUGUCUGCCUAUGACUUCGUCUACCUCCCCAUUGAUUUCAAUAACAAGUGCAAUGUGGGGUAUGGCUUUGUGAACUUAACUUCUCCGGAAGCAGCAUGGAGACUCUACAAAGCUUUCCACAUGCAACCAUGGGAGGUCUUCAACUCUCGCAAGAUUUGCCAAGUCACCUACGCUCGCCUACAGGGUUUGGAAGCACUGAAAGAUCACUUCAAGAACUCAAAGUUCGCUUGUGAUGACGAUGAGUACAUGCCAGUCUUCUUCUCUCCACCACGUGAUGGUAAACAACUCACUGAACCAUCACCCAUCGGCAGCCGCAACAGCACCAGCAUUACACGCCUGCGCUCAACCACCACCACAACCACAACCACAACCUCGACCAAAGCCUCGUCCAGUGCCGAGGAUGAUGAUGAUGAUGAUGAUGAUGAUGAUGAUGAAGAGUGCCCAGACAGCAACAGCAGCAUGCUCUCUGAAGCCUUGCUAAACUUAACCACCAUUUCACAAGAGUAACAACUGUAGCAGUGGUGUUGGUAGUAGUUGUAGGAGAGUGUGGUAGGGGAGUUUAUUAAGCUGGGGAAGGAAAUGAUGAUGACGAUAGCUGUAUCCAGGAUUUGAUGGUGAUAUUGAUGGAGAGAUGGGAUGGUGAUGGCUUUGCAUUAGUUAACAAAAAAAAAAAAUACAUGAAAAAGCAAAAAGAAGGUAUCUCUUCUCACCCUCUACACGGUAUCUUCCUUUCCUUUCUUUCCAGUUAUCAUCAUCAUCAUUAUUAUUAUUUUUAUUAUUAAUAUAUAUAUAUAUAUAUGUGUGUGAGGGGGAG
Messenger RNA from Dioscorea cayenensis subsp. rotundata (Guinea yam), 2200 nucleotides. Its product is annotated as protein terminal ear1-like. Bases 1 to 1893 code for a protein of 630 amino acids. Gene Ontology annotation, molecular function: RNA binding. The record is from RefSeq and is a predicted model, not a curated record. The transcript is spliced from 6 exons. Lineage: Eukaryota; Viridiplantae; Streptophyta; Magnoliopsida; Dioscoreales; Dioscoreaceae.